ACCCACGGCCGCCGAUUCUUCUUCCUCACAUUCUCGGCUUCUCCUCUCCAGUCGCACGUCUGGCCUGCCAUCUCCACUCUCCGACCAGACCUCCACGAUUUACUCAGCGGCUCAGCCGUCCGAAGCUCGACCGCCAGUCCCCACCAGAAAAAGACUCGUUGUAAGAUUCGAAUGGCUUGUAUACAGUAUGGUAGAAAUGCACUCCGGCAAAUUAUUAAAGAUACUAGACUUCAUCCUUCUGAUCGAAUGAUGCAGCCACUGUUAUUCUCGAGUCAGGGAGUUAGACAUAGGAAGUUGGAAGUUAUUCUGACAACAAGCAUUGAAAAGCUUGGUAAAGCCGGAGAGACAGUUAAGGUUGCCCCUGGAUUCUUUCGGAACCAUCUCAUGCCCAAGUUGCUGGCUGUUCCAAAUAUUGACAAGUAUGCUUAUCUGAUCAAGGAGCAACGCAGGAUUUACCAACCAGUUGAUGAAGAGGUCGUGAAAGUUGUGACAGUGACGAAGGAGGAUAAGAUGAAAGAAUAUGAAAAGGCAGCAAAACGUCUGGAUAGUACUCAGCUGGUGUUGAGGAGAUUAAUUGACAAGGAAAAGUUUCGUACUCGUGCUACAAAAGAUGAGCCCUUAGCUUUGCAAUCUUCUGUGACAGUAGACGACAUUGUUGCUGAGGUGGCACGACAAUUUUCUGUUCAAAUUGCGCCCGAGAAUCUGAAUUUACCAUCCCCCCUGUCCACAUGUGGUGAAUAUGAAAUACCACUCCGAUUUCCAAAGUCGAUCCCCUUGCCUGAAGGAAAGAUCUACUGGACCCUCAAAGUGAAAGUCCGUAGUAAAUAAAAGUGGGAAACACUUGCUCUCGCUUUAUAUGGUGCCUCUGGUAUGGGUUUCUUUAGAUCGCUAGGCCUUUAGUUAUCAAGUUGACUGUUUGUUGAUUCUUCAAUGAUUGAAUUUAAGCUCUAUGCUUAACUUUAUAAUGAAUUCACACUCUGAGACAGAUGAAUCAACGUGAGAUUUUGUGCGUUCUUGAAUUAA
This is a messenger RNA of Benincasa hispida (wax gourd), 1023 nucleotides long. RefSeq names its product Ribosomal protein L9/RNase H1. Gene Ontology annotation, molecular function: structural constituent of ribosome. The record is from RefSeq and is a predicted model, not a curated record. NCBI's taxonomy places the organism in Eukaryota, Viridiplantae, Streptophyta, Magnoliopsida, Cucurbitales, Cucurbitaceae. Gene Ontology annotation, cellular component: ribosome. Gene Ontology annotation, biological process: translation.